CGCCUCUCACUCUGAUCUGUCAGACCAGCCGAGGGAAAAGGGGGGAAGGAGAAAAAAAAAAAAGCAGCUGAAAGGUUCGACCCUAGAAAUAGAAAAAUGGGCAUUUUAAAGAAACUUGUUAUUGCCACAACUCAGAAGGGUCUGUGGAAGAGUCCUCGGGGAACUGAACAUAGCUGACACGGUGUGGUUUGGACAAUCUGCUUCAUCUUGAUUCUGCAGCAUUCCAAACUGUGGUAUCCUUGGGGUUCUCUUAACAUUGCUAUGGUGCAGAAGAUUUAAAAUCAGCUGAUGUUCACAAGGAAUAGAGUCACGUGAUGUAUGAAGGGAAACAUAUACACUUCUCUGAGGUUGACAAUAAGCCCUUGUGCUCAUAUAGCCCCAAACUGUGCAAGCAGCGGCGACUCAACGGCUACGCUUUCUGUAUCAGACACGUUCUGGAGGACAAGACUGCCCCCUUCAAGCAAUGUGAAUAUGUGGCCAAGUAUAACAGCCAGCGCUGCACCAACCCCAUCCCUAAAUCAGAGGACCGCAGGUACUGCAACAGCCACUUGCAGGUACUUGGCUUUAUCCCGAAAAAAGAGAGGAAGAAAAAGAAUGAUCCUCUAGAUGAGGUAAAGGUCAGGCACCAGAUGGAUACCAUGGCCUUUAGCUUGACAGUGCCCACGUUGGCCUUGAAGAUGCCCAAUGGACUGGAUGGAAUGUCCCUCUCUCCACCGGGGGCAAGGGUCCCUCUCCACUACCUGGAAACUGAGUUGGAAGACCCAUUUGCUUUCAACGAGGAAGAUGAUGACCUAAAGAAAGGGGCAACUGUGAGAAAGAAGUUGCAGAGCAAGUUGGCCCAGAAUCGGCAGCGCCAGAGAGAGACAGAGAUUUUAAAAGUUCGACAAGAGCACUUUAGUCCCCCUCCUGCACCUUCUCAGCAGCAGCCUCCGCAGCAGCACUCCCACCUGUCACCUUUAUCCACUUUAAAACCUCCAGCGCCACCGCAGGGUCUAGUCUGCAAGUCACCUCAACCUCAGAACACCAGCCUACCAAUGCAGGGAGUGGCCCCCACUCCACACACUAUAGCACAAGCCAGGCAGUUGUCUCACAAGAGGCCUCUGCCCCUCCUGCCAUCUAGUAGGGCUCCCGUCGUGGACCCGCCCAGGACUGACCGGGUCCUUAUGAAAGCCACAGCCUUCUCUCCACACUUCUCUUGUAUAAGUCGACUGCAGAGACUGGUGAAACUGUGCACCCAAAAACAUCAGCUGGACACUGAUCUGUUUCCCCAUUUAGGGUUGGACUGGUCUGAAGAGAGUGGAGAAGAACUGGAGGACUCAGAGCAGGCCUCGCCAUACCAGGUUGCCUGGUCCAUCCGAGAGACCCUCAGAUAUGAAAGACACACGUCGGAUGAUGAUGAUACAGAGAGUAGGAGCUCCAGGGUGACCCAACUUUGCACUUACUUUCAGCAGAAAUACAAGCACCUCUGCCGCCUGGAGCGGGCAGAAUCUCGUCAAAAGAAAUGCCGGCACACGUUUAGGAAAGCUUUGCUGCAGGCAGCCAGUAGAGAGCCAGAAUGUACUGGCCAGUUGAUCCAGGAGCUACAGAGAGCUGCAUGCAGUCGGACCAGCAUAAGCCAGACCAAGUUGAAGGAGGUGGAGCCAGCAGCAUGCAGUGGGACCCUGAAGGGUGAACAGUGCACCAACAAAGCCCUUCCAUUCACCAGACAUUGUUUCCAACAUAUCCUCUUGAACCGCUCUCAGCAACUCUUCUCAAGUUGCACGGCCAAGUUUGCAGAUGGACAGCAGUGCUCUGUGCCCGUUUUUGACAUUACACACCAGACACCUCUGUGUGAAGAACAUGCCAAAAAAAUGGAUAAUUUCUUGAGAGGAGAUAGCUCCCGUAAAGUUCAGCACCAGCAGCAGAGGAAACCCAGGAAAAAAACCAAGCCUCCUGCACUUACCAAAAAACACAAGAAGAAGAGAAGGCGUGGACCUCGUCGACCCCAAAAACCCAUUCCCCCUGCAGUUCCUCAGGGGAACCUCAGCAUGCCCACCAGCGUCUCACUGCCAGUGGAGGCCUCUCACAUCCGGAGCCCGUCCACGCCAGAGCUGAGUGCUGAUGAGCUGCCGGAUGACAUUGCCAAUGAGAUCACUGACAUUCCACAUGACUUGGAAUUGAACCAGGAGGACUUUUCAGACGUCCUGCCGCGGCUACCUGAUGACUUACAAGAUUUUGAUUUUUUUGAAGGCAAGAACGGGGACCUCCUCCCCACCACCGAAGAGGCCGAGGAGCUUGAGCGGGCCUUGCAGGCCGUGACUUCUCUUGAGUGCCUGAGCACCAUUGGGGUGCUAACCCAGUCAGAUGGUGUACCCGUCCAGGAGUUGUCAGACAGAGGAAUAGGGGUGUUCUCCACAGGGACUGGAGCUUCAGGAAUUCAGUCCUUGAGCCGAGAGGUAAACACGGACCUGGGAGAGCUGCUGAAUGGGCGUAUAGUACACGACAAUUUUUCUAGCCUAGAGCUGGAUGAGAACCUGCUCCGUUCUGCUACCUUGUCUAACCCACCUACACCCCUGGCAGGGCAGAUCCAGGGGCAGUUCUCUGCCCCAGCCAACGUUGGCCUUACUUCUGCCACUCUGAUCAGCCAGAGUGCACUUGGGGAGAGAGCCUUCCCAGGACAGUUUCAUGGACUUCAUGAUGGCAGCCAUGCCUCCCAGAGGCCACAUCCUGCCCAGCUGCUGAGCAAGGCAGAUGACCUAAUCACCUCACGACAGCAAUACAGCAGUGAUCAUUCACACUCCUCGCCCCAUGGAAGCCAUUAUGAUAGUGAGCACGUGCCGUCUCCCUACAGUGACCAUAUCACCUCUCCCCACACAACAUCUUACUCUGGUGAUAAUAUGGCAGCUACCUUUUCAGCAGAGAUGCCCAUCAUGGCGCAGCACUUGCUCCCAGCCCAACUUGAGGUGCCACUUGGAGGAGUCGUAAACCCCAGAACUCACUGGGGCAAUCUCCCUGUCAGCCUCGGAGAUCCCUCUCCAUUUAGCAACCUUCUCGGCGCGGAUGGACAUCUUCUUUCCACUUCCCUGUCCACACCACCCACCACUUCGAACUCAGAGACCACACAGCCUGCCUUCGCCACCGUGACCCCCAGCAGCUCCAGUGUGCUUCCGGGGUUGCCGCAGACCAGCUUCAGUGGCAUGGGGCCUUCUGCUGAACUGCUGGCCUCCACCUCUCCCAAGCAGCAACUCCCUCAGUUCAGCGCAGCCUUCGGCCACCAGCUGAGUGCUCACAGUGGCAUCCCCAAGGACCUGCAGCCCAGCCACAGCUCAAUAGCGCCUCCCACAGGCUUCACAGUGACAGGUGCCACAGCUACAAGUACCAACAAUGCAUCUUCUCCCUUUACCUCCCCUAACUGAGCGUAUCUGUGUGCUUGCAGGCAGGUGGGGAACCUGGUGUUUUCUAUCCUGUUUUCCUCUUUCUCACCCCUCUCCCCUUUUCCUAGAGAAGAUUUUAAACAUAACAGAUGGGGCCUAGAGGAGAACUCCGUUUUCCAGCUCAGCGCGUUGCCCCGCAGCGGGCCUCGCUUCAGUGUUCACACGUGCCGCCGCGCACCGGUGCUCGUCCCCUCCCGGCAGGCCCGCCCUCCCCCAGUGGUUUCCUCGUGGCUCAGCACAGUGACUGCAUAGAAUCGACUUUCAGCAGCAAGUCCUAGAAGUGAAAGAUACCUCAGAUUACCAGUGCCCUUUACGAUUUCCUAGUAUUCAGAUCAAUGCUUUCCAUGCUAAUACCAGGUCUUUACAUGGGUUGGUGGUUCUAAAUAGAGUGAGCCUAUUCAUCGAGUUCCUGUGUAAGAGACGGCAAGUGUGGUGCGUGUUAGAGGCAGAUCGAGGCUCUGACUUAGCACCAACUGCUAAACGUAAACAUCACGUGAGGCCAGGAUUCCAUUCCUAAUUGUGAUCAUGUUUAAUUAAAAAGAAAAAAAAAAUUAGUCUUUUGACUGCCUGUGUGUAUGUGUGCACCCACGCGUGUGUUUUUGUGCAGGGCAGAAAGCAGCUGUCCCAUUGUUAGGUUUUU
This is a messenger RNA of Kogia breviceps (pygmy sperm whale), 4053 nucleotides long. NCBI's taxonomy places the organism in Eukaryota, Metazoa, Chordata, Mammalia, Artiodactyla, Physeteridae. The record is from RefSeq and is a predicted model, not a curated record.